UUGGAUGUUAAACUCAUGUACUUCCAUAACGUAUCACGUAGUCUCGCGGAUAAACUUGAAUCUUUAUGGAAAUUAGCUGAAGCACAUCAACCAACGGAAAAUGAAAUAAAACAAUUUGCUGAUCAAAUUGCAGGUAUAUGGACUUCUAUAAAUCGUCAGAUUUAUGAAAAAUAUUCUAAAAUACGAAUGGGUAGUGGAACAUUGCAUGGAGUACCAUUAUCAAUAAUUCUUAAUAAAAUAAAAAAAGAAAUUAUUCUAUUCAAAGUAUCAUUACAACGUCAUGAGUCUAUUUAUGAUCAAGAAUAUAUAUUAAAAGGAUACAAGCUAAUUACCAAAAGUGAAAAAUUUAUAAGCAGCUUACAAAAAUGUGAUAGCAAGUUGCAACAACUCUUAUGCAUAUCAAAUAUUAUGCCACGUCUUAUAAAAUUACAAUCUGCGAUUGAUAAAUAUGUUACCACUAUUGAAUUACUACCUACAAGGAGUUUUCCUUCAUAUGACUUAAGUGCCUUUUCAUUAGUUGCAAAAUUAUUGACUGGUGAACUACUUGGUUAUGAAUCAAUUAAUCCUAGUUAUGUUCUAAUGGAAAAUAUGCCUAAAAAGCCUGUUUUUAUUAUCAAAAACGUUAAACGCAAAUCAAUUCAUCCAUAUUAUCCAACAUAAAAUAUAUUUAUAAUCUGUACAGUCUUAGAUAUGAAAUAUCUAAAAUGUUUUCAAACUGAACUAUUGUAUCUAGGAUAAUGUACAUAAAUAUUAAUAGUAAAUAAUGACUUUAUAUAAUUAA
Bombus huntii is the source of this 781-nucleotide messenger RNA. RefSeq lists its product as uncharacterized. The transcript has 3 exons. NCBI's taxonomy places the organism in Eukaryota, Metazoa, Arthropoda, Insecta, Hymenoptera, Apidae. The record is from RefSeq and is a predicted model, not a curated record. The coding region runs from base 16 to 660 and encodes 214 amino acids.